Morone saxatilis (striped sea-bass) is the source of this 780-nucleotide messenger RNA. RefSeq names its product complement C3-like. NCBI's taxonomy places the organism in Eukaryota, Metazoa, Chordata, Actinopteri, Moronidae. Gene Ontology annotation, cellular component: extracellular region. The record is from RefSeq and is a predicted model, not a curated record.
AUGGUGUCACUGUAUUACGCUCUGCCUAAAGAAAAGGAAAGCGAUUGUCAGAAAUUUAACUUGUCAGUGGAGUUCAGCCCAGAAAGUGAUGGGAAAACAUACAAGCUGACACUAAAAGUUUUGUUUAAGGACAUACGGCGUAAUUCAACCAUGUCAAUUUUGGAUAUUGGCUUGUUAACUGGCUUCACCGCUAACACAAAUGACCUGAACUUAUUAUCCAAAGGACCUGCCCGCAUCAUUGCAAGAUAUGAGUUAAACUCAGCCCUGUCAGAAGGAAGUUCAGUCACCAUCUACCUGAACAAGGUUUCUAACAUACAACCAGAGGAGAUCACUUUUAGGAUCCAUCAGCAGAUGAGAGUGGACGUCUUACAACCAGCUGCUGUGUCUGUCUAUGAAUACAAUAACCAGACACCUUGUGUGAAGUUCUACCAUCCAGAGAGGAGAGCUGGAGAGCUUCUGCAGCUCUGUAGACAUGGUGUAUGCAGAGAAUGUGCUGAAGAGAACUGCAGUAUGCAGAAGAAAGGCGACAUCGACAACGAGGAUCGCAUAGCUAAGGCCUGCGAGAGUACUGAGACCACCAAAAUAGAUUUUGUGUACAAAGUGGAACUGCAGAAGUUUGAAGAUGGUUUGUCCACUGAUGUUUACACAAUGCGGGUACUGAAAGUCAUCAAAGAAGGUGGGUAUUUUUUGCCUCUUUCUGACAUUUUAUGGGCACUUUGUAUCUUAAUGGAGUUUCCAGUUAGACAUUAAAAUGAUUGCCCAUUUAAAGGGGAAGUCUGA